AUGCUUCGCAUCGCUAAGAUUUUUUCAUCAACCGCCCAAAAUAUCAAUAAGGCCAUUGAGGCACCCUUGGCAUUCAACAUCACGUCCAGAUGUUUGGCUACCCAAGCGGCAGUGAAGGUCACGGAAGACAAGCCACGAGAAAAUGCCGUCACGAAGGAGUCUCAAUCUUUUACCAUGAAUCUCUUCCGUGGUCAAUUGCAGUUGAGCCAAGUGUGCCCAUUCCCUGAACCCAUGACUCAGGACCAAACUGAAACGUUAAGAAUGCUGAUUGAUCCCGUGGAAAAGUUCUACGAAGAAGUAAAUGAUCCGGUUAAAAAUGAUCAGAACGCGUACGUGGAUGAGAAAACAACAGCUGCUCUCUGGGAUAUGGGAGCGUUCUCUCUGCAAGUUCCCACGGAAUUUGGCGGAUUAGGAUUAACGAAUACCCAGUACACGCGAAUCGUUGAGAUAUGCGGUUAUCACGAUUUAGGCAUCGGUAUCACACUGGGUGCGCAUCAGAGUAUUGGAUUCAAGGGUAUACUUUUAUACGGCACACCGGAACAGAAAGCUAAGUACCUGCCUCAAGUAAGCAACGGCAAAUUCGCCGCUUUCUGUUUGACGGAACCGAGUUCCGGUUCCGAUGCCAAUUCAAUACGUUCGCGUGCUAUUAAAUCUGCGGAUGGAUCGCACUAUGUUCUCAAUGGUAGCAAGAUAUGGAUUUCGAAUGGCGGCAUUGCCGAAAUCAUGACCGUGUUCGCUCAAACGCCUAUCACGGAUCCAAAAACGGGCGAAACAAAAGAUAGAAUAACCGCUUUCGUUGUGGAGAGAGGAUUCGGUGGUGUCACCAAUGGACCGCCUGAGAAAAAGAUGGGUAUCAAGUGUAGCAAUACGGCUGCGCUCUUCUUCGAGGACGUUAAGAUCCCAGUAGAGAAUGUUCUCGGCAAGGAGGGUGAAGGUUUUAAGGUCGCCAUGAACAUCCUAAACAAUGGGAGGUUCGGUAUGGCUGCUUGUCUAUCUGGUACCAUGCGUUACUGCAUCAACAAAGCCGUGAAUCAUGCAACGCAACGCUUGCAAUUCGGUCGCACAUUGGAUAAUUAUGGUACAAUACAAGAAAAAUUGGGGCGCAUGUCUAUACUGCAUUACAUCACUCAGUCUCUUGCAUAUAUGAUUUCUGGUAACAUGGAUUGCGGAAGCCAAGACUAUCAUCUAGAAGCCGCUAUUUCGAAAUGUUUUGGAUCUGAUUCCGCGUGGUGGGUGUGCAAUGAAGCUAUUCAGAUCUUAGGAGGAAUGGGUUUCAUGCACGAGACCGGUCUAGAACGUGUAAUGCGCGAUUUGCGUAUAUUUCCAAUCUUCGAAGGGACAAACGAUAUUUUGCGCCUGUUCGUGGCGCUUACUGGUAUCCAAUAUGCCGGAAGCCAUUUGAAGGAACUACAGAGGGCGUUCAAGAAUCCUUCCGCGAAUUUAGGAUUGAUUGUUGAGGAAGCCACUAAACGUGCGACUAGAGCAAUCGGUUUGAAAUCGCCGCCUACGUUCGGGAAUUUGGUACAUCCAAAAUUGGCGGAAAGUGCCGCGCUUUGCUCGAGGAGCGUGGAAAACUUUGGUCAAGUUAUAGAGUCUUCUCUUAUCAAAUACGGACGAGGUAUUGUAGACGAACAGUUUAUCCUCAAUAGGAUUGCGCAAGCCGCUUUUGAUACGUAUACAAUGGCGGUUGUUCUAAGCAGGGCGACUAUGUCGUUGAACAAGAAUUUGCCUAGUGCAGAGCACGAGUUGUUAAUGGCACAAACUUGGUGCAUGGAGGCAUCAAACCGUGCUGCAAAUAAUCUACAGCAAGUCAGUUCCGCCAAACAAUUAGAUAUCUUUAGCAACCUAAGUAAAAUUUCGAAAAAUGUAUGCGACGUCGGUGGAUGCGUACAAUUAAAUCCAAUGGGCUUUUAAGACUCGGUCUAUACAUUUUGAGACAUAAUUUGUGAAAUCUUGAAUUUACGCAAGUUUUAUCAGGUUAGAGAUAUUGUUUACCACAGGAGAAAAAGAAGAGAAUUCUUACAAUAUUUCAACUUCGUAA
Messenger RNA from Trachymyrmex septentrionalis, 2041 nucleotides. RefSeq names its product very long-chain specific acyl-CoA dehydrogenase, mitochondrial (gene Acadvl). The record is from RefSeq and is a predicted model, not a curated record. NCBI's taxonomy places the organism in Eukaryota, Metazoa, Arthropoda, Insecta, Hymenoptera, Formicidae. The transcript is spliced from 8 exons. Gene Ontology annotation, molecular function: fatty-acyl-CoA binding; very-long-chain fatty acyl-CoA dehydrogenase activity; flavin adenine dinucleotide binding. The coding region runs from base 1 to 1914 and encodes 637 amino acids.